UUAAUUCCUUCUUUCUAUUUUUUUUUUCUGCUUGAGGAAAGAACCCUUAAAACCUUGUUUCUGGCUGAUUAAAGAUUCCACCUUUAUCUUCAUUUCUAUACAAAUCUUGAAAUGCCUGUUCAUUAGCUUCUUGCUUUGUUCCAAUUCAUGGAAUUUUAUAGGAUUUAUCUCAGGUUUCUUGAUGCAUAUAUUUGGGGUUUCAUUUCAAUUUCUGCAUCUUAGUUUGAUUUAACUUUUCUUUAGCUUCUUAUACUAAUCAAUUUGGAGCUAAUUAGUUGAUGUUAGGAAUAAAUUGGUUGGAAUUGCUGUGUCAUUUCAAGAUUUUGGUAAUUUGGAAUUGAUCUUGGAUUUUAGCAAUGGGGAAACAUGGGGGGAAGAAGAAGAAAUCUAAUGGGCAUAAAUCAGGUGAGUCAAAUAUUAGGCAGAGUGAGGGCAACGAGAGAGCUUACGAUAAGGACACAAAGAUAUUCGUUUUGAUGUCUCAGGAGUUGAAGGAAGAUGGGAAUAGGUUGUUUCAGAAGAGGGAUUAUGAGGGUGCUAUGUUGAGCUAUGAGAAGGGGAUAGAGUUGCUUCCUAGGAAUCACGUAGAUGUCGCCUAUCUUAGGAGCAAUAUGGCCGCGUGCUAUAUGCAAUUGGGUAUUAGUGAGUAUCCGAGGGCUAUCCGUGAGUGCAAUCUGGCUCUUGAAGUUUCUCCGUUGUAUAGUAAGGCAUUGUUGAAGAGGGCUAGGUGCUAUGAGGCACUGAACAAGCUAGAUUUGGCACGUAGAGAUGUUGGAACGGUGCUCAAGAUGGAGCCUAACAAUCUCAUGGCGAUUGAGAUCUCGGAGAGGGUUGAAAUGAGAAUUGAGAGACAAGGGUCUAGAGAAAAUGAGAUUCGUGUGAAUUUGGUGGUUCCGUUACCUGAGUAUUUGGAACCACCACCUUUGGCACAAGCCAAGGCAAGCAAAGAGAAGGCGGGGGAAAAGAAAAGUGGCAAUGUGAAGGUGGAGAAAGGCAAUGACAAUGUAGAGGAGAAUGUGAUGGAGAAGAGAGUCAAUGGCAAGGUGAAUAACAUUUUCAGUGGAGACAUAGAUAAUAGCGCGGAGAAGAAGAAAAUUGAUUGCAAUGUAAAGGAAAAUGCGAAGGAGGAGAAAGUCAAUGGCGUUGGAGGGGGAAGUAAGGAUGAUCAAACAAGACAUGAGAAGAAAACAAAAAGAAAAGUAAGAGAAAGGAAAGUUGAUGUUGAUGUUGUGUUGAGAAAGGUUGAUGAUCAAAUUGAGGAAAGGAAAACUGAAGACAAAUUGGUGGUGGAGGAAGAAAGGUUUACGAAUGGUGCAGAGGAAGAGCCUACAAGAAUGGUUAAGUUAGUAUUCGGGGAAGACAUAAGAUGGGCUCAGAUUCCUCUCAACUGCGAUAUUUUGAAACUGAGGGAGAUCAUUGUUGAUCGUUUUCCCAGCUCGAAGGCUGUUCUCGUUAAAUAUAGGGAUCAAGAAGGCGACAUGGUUACUAUCACUUCAACAGAAGAACUGAGGUUGGCUGAAGCUUCUACCGAACAUGGCUCUGUGAAGCUGUAUAUAGUCGAAGUUAAUCCUGACCAAGAUCCAUUAUUUGAAAGGAUUAGGAAAGAUGAAUCGAUAGACAUUCUUGACAUGAAAAAUGUUACUGAAAUCCGGACUGAGUCGGCUUGUAUAAGUGAUUGGAUCAUACAGUUUGCUCAGUUAUUCAAGAACCAUGUUGGAUUUGAUUUUGAUGCUUAUCUUGAUCUCCACGAGGUCGGGAUGAAGCUUUAUUCAGAUGCCAUGGAAGAGACGGUUACUUGCGCAGAAGCUCAAGACCUUUUCUCCAGUGCUGCAGAGAAAUUCCAGGAGAUGGCAGCCUUAGCAUUGUUCAAUUGGGGUAAUGUCCACAUGUCCAGAGCAAGAAAAAGAGUAUAUUUGACAGAAAAUGCUUCGAAAGAGCCUGUGCUGACACGAGUCAAGUCUGCUUACGAAUGGGCACGAGCGGAGUACGUGAAUGCAGGAAAAAGAUACGAAGAGGCCCUAAAAAUUAAACCAAAUUUCUAUGAAGCCAUUCUAGCUCUUGGGCAGCAAGAGUUUGAGCAGGCUAAACUCUCUUGGUAUUAUGCCAUCGGAACCAAUGCUGAUUUGGAGUCUUGGCCUUCAUUGGAAGUUCUUAAGCUUUACAACAGGGCCGAGGAAAAUAUGGAAAAGGGAAUGCAAAUGUGGGAGGAAGAACAGCAAGUCAAUGAACCAUCCUGGCCUAACAAAAUCGAGAUUCAGUUGCAGAAUAUGAAACUCAACAGCGUGUUCAAAAACAUGUCAGCAGACGAAGCUGCAGAACAGGCUUCAAAGACACGGGCUCAGAUACACAUAUUAUGGGGCACAAUGCUGUAUGAAAGAUCAAUGAUGGAAUUCAAACUAGGACUUCCUGUGUGGAAUGAAUGCCUCGAGGUUGCUGUAGAAAAAUUCGAACUUGCUGGAGCAGCUCAAACUGAUAUUGCUGUUAUGAUAAAGAAUCAUUGUUCCAAUGGAACAGCGUCAGAAGGGGGAUUCAAUAUUGACGAAAUAGUACAGGCAUGGAACGAAAUGUAUGAAGCAAAAAAGUGGCCAAGCAUCAUUCCCUCGUUCCGGUUAGAACCACUGCUCAGGCGGCGAGUUUCAAAAAUUUAUUACGCCUUUGAAAAUGCAUAGCUGCUCCAGCUGAUGCAUCUGAGAACUGGCACUCAUCGGAGCGUUUGGUUGGAAGAGUUGGCAUUUUUUGCAUAUUUGGCUUACAUGUUGUUGUAUCAUUUCUGCUUCGGGUAUUUCUUUCUCCCUGUUGGGACACGAAACGUUCAUCGCACUGAGCAAGUAAAACAAUCUGUUAUAACAUCUGCAGAAAAUCGUUUUUUGUCACUUCUGCUCCAUGUUAUAUAGUGCAGCUUGCCUUUGGAGAUGCCAAGAUUGAGUAUUUACAACUUUUUUUGUAAAGUUAUUGUUUUGCAUUAGUAUUAUUUAUUUAUUUAUAAUUUUUCCUUUGGA
Messenger RNA from Salvia hispanica, 2999 nucleotides. RefSeq names its product protein PHOX1-like. NCBI's taxonomy places the organism in Eukaryota, Viridiplantae, Streptophyta, Magnoliopsida, Lamiales, Lamiaceae. The record is from RefSeq and is a predicted model, not a curated record. Gene Ontology annotation, molecular function: protein binding.